This is a messenger RNA of Aspergillus uvarum CBS 121591, 1088 nucleotides long. RefSeq lists its product as uncharacterized. Lineage: Eukaryota; Fungi; Ascomycota; Eurotiomycetes; Eurotiales; Aspergillaceae. The coding region runs from base 258 to 932 and encodes 224 amino acids. The transcript has a single exon. The record is from RefSeq and is a predicted model, not a curated record.
UGUCCCAUGAAACAAAGAAAGAGGACGGCUGCACACUGCCACUUUUUAUGAGACAGUGGGCCUCUUUUCAGGCUGACUUCCUGGAUACUCGACUUCGCUCAUUCUUUGCUGUCCGGUGUUUCUCUCUUUGCUGCUCGUAGACCAACACUCGUUCAACCUACCAGCCGGUCUGCGCUCCAAUCGCUUGGUAUCGCUCGUUUGUUUUUUGCCAGUCGCUCUUGAUUUGAGACGAAGUAUAGCGAAGGGGAAUCACCGACAUGGCCGCCCUCGCCGUCCGAGCUGCGAGCGAUUCCUGUCCGACGCAUACCCAGUGGUAUGUGUGUGCGAAGGGAGGGUAUAGUGGAUGUUGCUCGGUUGAUCCAUGUACUUCGGGGGUUUGUGCGGAUGAUAGCAGCAGCAGCAGUCGCAGUGGCACCACAACCAGCAAGAUAUCCUCAACCUCAUCGAAGAGCACCGUUGUCGAAGUCAAGACCAAGACCACCUCGACCUCAACAUCAUCCCGCUCGACCACAUCUACCACCACCACAAUCCCAACGGCUACGCGCCCUACUGCUACAGCCAAUACAGCAACAACCUCAACCCCAAACCCAACCACCACACCUACACCCACACCCACAGCAACCGCACACCACAAACCCAACCGAAUCAACCAAGCCCUCAUCGCCGGCGUCGUGGGCGGCAUCCUCGCCCUCCUCAUUCUCGCCGCCUUGGUGCUGUACUCGAUCUACCGGGCCAAAAAACGCCGGCGCGGCCAGUUCCGGCUCCUGCACUGGCGCCACCCUGGGACUUUGGGGUCGGUAUCGACGUCGAAGGAAGAGCGGCUGAUCGGGGGUGAGGAGAGUGGGACGGAGAUGGUGGAGACGAAGGGUUCGCUUCUCUUUCCCCCGUCUUUCUUGAGACUGAAGACUCGGAUGGAGAGAGAAAGUAGCUAAUUCGGCACAGACUCGCACCUACACGCGCAGGCGCAAGCACGGCCGCCUGAUAUUACGAUAACAGUGCCAGCGCCAGCACCUGCAACACUAGCACCUGCACCUGCACUACCACCUGUACUACCACCUGCAACCCUAAAAACCCCACCCCCAAACCGC